Diospyros lotus (date-plum) is the source of this 2529-nucleotide messenger RNA. Its product is annotated as protein kinase STUNTED-like. NCBI's taxonomy places the organism in Eukaryota, Viridiplantae, Streptophyta, Magnoliopsida, Ericales, Ebenaceae. Gene Ontology annotation, biological process: protein phosphorylation. Gene Ontology annotation, molecular function: ATP binding; protein kinase activity. The record is from RefSeq and is a predicted model, not a curated record.
GGGACCCGAUACAUAUGGCCAUUGACUGAAUAUUUGUAAGAGAGAGAGAGAGAGAGAGAGAGGGGGGGGGAGUAACCGGCGAGGGGCGACGGAAGGACGCCGGUGUGGAGCAGGAGGCAGAUGAAAUUGUCGUCGGACUGUUCGGCCUUCGACUCGGAGGAGCGAGACGGCAACGCCGCCUCGUCGGCUGCCGGUUCCGUUGUGGUGGUGGGAGUGAGGCUGUUGGAUUCGAAGAGCAGAGAGUUGCUCACUUGGGCUCUCGUUAAGGUCGCUCGCUCUGGCGAUCGAGUCAUUGCUCUUCAUGUCGUCAAUCCCGAUACCGAGGGCAAAUCUACACUUCUCUCUCUUGUGAAGACCUUCGAUUCUGUGCUCGCCGCUUAUGAAGGUUUCUGCCACCUCAAACAGGUUGAUCUCAAACUUAAGCUUUGUAGAGGUUCAUCAGUCCGCAAGGGUCUAGUCCAACAGGCAAAAUCUUACGGUGUGGCAAAAGUGAUCGUGGGGACUUCAAAAACUCAUCACAAAAUUAGAUCAUCAGUGUCGGUUGCCAAGUACUGUGCUAAAAAUCUCCCCAGGAACUUUUCAGUUCUUGCAGUUGAUAAUGGAAAAAUCCUGUUUCAAAGGCAAGCAGAUAAUGACUAUAAGAAGCAUUAUGUACAACCAAUUCAUGAUUCAUUAAAUGAGCAACAAGAAGAAGUAUUAAAUAAUGGAACAGCUGAUGCAGAAGCAUCAAAAUCAAAUGAGCAACAGCAACUUUUUUCGCAGAAGUUCAAUUUCGUAGAGGAGUCAUCAAAUGGUGCCAAUUUGGAAGAUUCAUUGGCUUUGGUACCAGCUCGCAACCAACUUCUGAUUGAAUCAAAACAUGGUUGGACUCUACUCCGCCAAGUGUUUCUACGUCACCAGCAACAGCCUGAUAAAGCUUCCUUAAAAAAGAAAUCUGUAAUGCAGUGGUUACUCAACCUACAUGACCGACAAGCUUUUGCUGCUGUCCCUCAUUGUAAAAAGAGCAACUCUGAUACAAAUAAAGAUCAUCUUAUAAAUUUGGAUGGAGAGAAUGGUUUGAUUGUACCUUGUCGAACAAAUAAUGCCUCUUCACUUGGCUACUGCCUGAAAGGUCUUUCCAAAGAGCUGGAGGCACUCGCUGAUAAGUAUGCAUCACUGUGCAGGAUAUUUAACUACCAGGAACUUAUGUUGGCUACUUCCAACUUCAAGUCUGAACACUUGGUUGGGAAAGGUGGUAGCAGCCAGGUUUACAGAGGAUUUCUUCCAGGUGGCAAAGAAGUGGCUGUGAAAGUCUUGAAGGCAUCUGAAGAAAUAUUUAGGCAGUUUGUUUCAGAAGUUGAGAUCACCACGACUUUACAUCACAAGAACACAAUUUCUCUACUUGGAUUCUGCUUUGGGGAAAACAAUCUACUCUUGGUUUAUAAUUUUCUCUCAAGGGGAAGCCUAGAAGAGAAUCUCCAUGGUACUCGGAAGAGUGAAAUUGUACUUAGUUGGGAGGACAGAUACAAGGUGGCUGUGGGUGUUGCCGAGGCAUUGGACUAUCUGCACAAUGGACUUGCUGAACCUGUCAUCCAUAGGGAUGUGAAAUCUUCCAAUAUCCUUUUGUCAGAUGAUUUUGAGCCGCAGCUGUCAGAUUUUGGAUUAGCUUUGUGGGCCUCAGAUUCUUCACAGAAUAUCACUUGUACUGAUAUUGCAGGAACAUUUGGUUACCUAGCUCCAGAAUAUUUCAUGCAUGGCAAAGUGAAUGAUAGGAUUGAUGUCUAUGCAUUUGGUGUCAUACUUUUUGAGCUUCUGUCUGGUAGAAAGCCAAUUGAUAAUGUAAAAACAGAGGGCCAGCAAAGCCUUGUUUUAUGGGCAAGUUCAAUAAUGAAGGGAGGGAAGGUUUCUGAAUUGAUGGACCCAAGCUUGGGCAGUAACUAUGACGGUGAUCAAAGUGAGAGGAUGAUUUUAGCUGCUGCCCUUUGCAUCAGACGUGCACCCUUGUGUCGGCCUCAGAUUGACGUGGUGCUGAAGCUACUCCAAGGCGACGCAGACACAAUCAAGUGGGCAAGAAAACAGGUCAGUGCCUUGGAAGAGGAGAAUGCUGUUGAUGGAGAAGAAUUCCCCGCCAACAUGCAGUCUCAUCUUAAUAUUGCAUUGCUGGAUUUAGAGGAAGAGUCCCUCUCUACUGGAAGUACUGACCACAUUGACCUGAUAGAAGAUUACCUCAACGUAGAUGGAGCCGCUCAUCGAGCUUGGAAUAACCCGUUUUUUCCUGGAUUGCGCCCCGCAAUCAGAUGAUUUUUUUUUUUUGUUGUUGUGAAUUUUGACCGGCUGCCGGAUGAGAGGCUGUUUUCGCAAGGUCGGGCCUCCUCCGAGCCUGAGGUAGUUAUGCCGGGCUGGGGUGUAAGAAGUUAAGUUUCUUAGGUUGACUAGUUCUUAGGAUAAUUCGUUUUUACGAUUUGUAAGCUGUAGGUCCAUGAAUAGAUUUGGGCUGCUCCUUUUGAGGUCUAGUCUCAAUUUAUGUUUUGGUUCAUUGUGUGUGACGUG